This is a messenger RNA of Cyprinodon variegatus (sheepshead minnow), 494 nucleotides long. Its product is annotated as zinc finger ZZ-type and EF-hand domain-containing protein 1-like. Lineage: Eukaryota; Metazoa; Chordata; Actinopteri; Cyprinodontiformes; Cyprinodontidae. The coding region runs from base 131 to 481 and encodes 116 amino acids. Gene Ontology annotation, cellular component: postsynapse. Gene Ontology annotation, molecular function: ubiquitin-like protein ligase activity. Gene Ontology annotation, biological process: protein ubiquitination; regulation of synaptic plasticity. The record is from RefSeq and is a predicted model, not a curated record. The transcript is spliced from 3 exons.
UCCAGCUGGGAUAAAUCAUUCUAAUGGCGUUUUGACCCUUUAGGACAAAGUGCACAUCCCUGGAGCCAUCUAUCUGUCUGUGAAGUUUGACUCCCGCUGCUACACGGAGGAAGGCUGUGACGAGCUCAUCAUGUCCAGCAGCAGCGACUUCCUCCAGGACGUCCAUAACUUCAGCGGAUCUCCUCAGAAGUGGUCUGAUUUUGAGAUCCCUGGCGACACCCUUUACUACAGGUUUAUGUCAGACAUGAGCAACACAGAGUGGGGAUACAAGUUCACCGUGACGGGGGGCCACAGAGGGCGCUUCCAGACGGGGUUUGAGAUCCUAAAGCAAAUGUUAGCUGAUGUUCGGUUGCUCAGCCAUCUGCCGUUGGCUGACAUCUGGGAGUGGCAAGUGGGCGUGGCCUGUCGUCAGACUGGAAGCCAGCGACUUAAAGCCAUCCACCUGCUGCUCCGUCUGCUGCAGUGUCAGUGUGAAACGUGAGUCCACUUUUAUA